UCACCCCACCUGACUCCUGAGGAAGCUGAUGUUGAUUGGCAGAUUCUCCUGAGCAAGGCGGGGCCUGUUGCCAUGGUGUCAGCACAACAGUCCAGCCUAAGGCUGCCUGCAGUGCAGAGCUCUUGGAUUUCAUGUACACAUUGGUCAUGGCAAUGAGCAAGAUGACAGACAUGACCAGACUCCACCAAGCUGUGGCCGUGGGGGACUACAGCACAGUGAAGCGGAUCCUAAGGAGAGGCCUCUGCAACCCCAAUCACAAGGACGCGGACUGGAACGACCGGACCCCACUUCACUGGGCUGCAAUCAGAGGGCACGUGGAGGUGCUGCGCCUCCUGCUGGAACACGGAGCCAGGCCCUGCCUGGUCACGGAUGUGGGUUGGACUCCAGCUCACUUCGCGGCUGAGUCGGGUCACCUGGGGGUCCUCAAGGUCCUUCAUGCCCUGCACGCUGCCAUCGAUGCCCCCGACUUCUUUGGGGACACACCCAAGAGGAUCGCCCAGAUCUACGGGCAGAGCGCCUGUGUGGCCUUCCUGGACAUGGCUGAGCCACAGUGUCACGCCCACCGCCUGGCUGGGCUCUCUCAGGAUGAGCGUGACCCCGACUGGGAAGCUGGGAAGUGCCGCCUGCAGCGUUCCCUUCAGUCUGCAGGACAAAGCACCAGCAGGAGGGGAAGAGGGCACUGGGGGACCCAGUUUGGUGACUCCCAGGAGUGGGGGCCUCUGCCAUCCAGGGACCCCCCUGUGGCCCACACCAGGAGUCAUAAGGCACCCUCUCUCACACAGGGGCCUCGUGGUGGUGGCCUUCUGCAGCCCAACAGUCACAGUUGAAGGCAUCUGUCCCUAGGGGAGCAGGGACUGGUGCCAGCUGUCACCUGUCUCUGUGUGUCUACAGCAAUGAGCACCUCCUGACCACCCCUGCUCUACUCUAAUGAUGGGACCAAAAUGGUUCUCCUAAGAGAGGCAGUGAUAAAAGCAAGACUUAAAAUUCUCCCACAUCUUCUGGUCAAUCAGUCCGUGAACACUUACCUGUUGUCACAUGGAUGAGGCCGGGACCUGGACAGCUGUGUCUCCUUCGUGGGGUGGGAGCCACAAGCCCACCCAGACACUGGGAUCCUGGACACCUCCACACAGGAGGAAGAGCUGGGCCGAGAACAGCUUGCAUCCCACACAACUAAUGAGAAGGAAUGGGAAGGACUGGAACCUGCGGCUAAGAGGCCACAGUUCAGACUGAUGGUGUAGCUCAGUGGCACAGGGCCUGCCCGGCAAGGGCAGGGUUCUGAGUUCAAUUCCCAGUACCAACAAACCAAAAGCAAAGAAGAGUCUGUAGUUUCAAUUAUACAUUUGGAAACAUUUAAAUGUAGAUCAGACAGUUCUAAUUAAAAAAUAUAGCAGCUAAGUUAAGGUGUAAAGUACACAAAAACACGCCAAACGUCUCUAUUAUAAUGCUUAAUUCUGAUUUGUUGAAA
Messenger RNA from Octodon degus (degu), 1465 nucleotides. RefSeq names its product ankyrin repeat domain 66 (gene Ankrd66). The coding region runs from base 132 to 827 and encodes 231 amino acids. The transcript is spliced from 4 exons. The record is from RefSeq and is a predicted model, not a curated record. Gene Ontology annotation, molecular function: protein binding. NCBI's taxonomy places the organism in Eukaryota, Metazoa, Chordata, Mammalia, Rodentia, Octodontidae.